This is a messenger RNA of Pan troglodytes (chimpanzee), 4368 nucleotides long. It is a transcript of the gene JPH1, whose product is annotated as junctophilin 1. Bases 33 to 2018 code for a protein of 661 amino acids. The record is from RefSeq and is a predicted model, not a curated record. Gene Ontology annotation, cellular component: junctional membrane complex; plasma membrane; endoplasmic reticulum membrane. NCBI's taxonomy places the organism in Eukaryota, Metazoa, Chordata, Mammalia, Primates, Hominidae. The transcript is spliced from 6 exons.
CCUGCGGGGAGCGCGCCGGGGCUGCCCCCCGAAUGACGGGCGGAAGGUUCGACUUCGACGAUGGCGGCACCUACUGCGGCGGCUGGGAGGAGGGCAAGGCGCACGGGCAUGGCAUCUGCACGGGGCCCAAGGGCCAGGGCGAGUACUCGGGCUCCUGGUCGCACGGCUUCGAGGUGGUCGGAGGCUACACCUGGCCCAGCGGCAACACCUACCAGGGCUACUGGGCGCAGGGCAAGCGGCACGGGCUGGGGGUGGAGACGAAGGGCAAGUGGAUGUACCGGGGGGAGUGGUCACAUGGUUUCAAGGGGCGCUACGGGGUCCGGCAGAGCCUGUGCACCCCUGCUCGCUACGAGGGUACCUGGAGUAACGGGCUGCAAGACGGGUACGGCGUGGAGACCUACGGGGACGGAGGUACCUACCAGGGCCAGUGGGCCGGAGGCAUGCGGCAUGGCUACGGCGUGCGCCAGAGCGUGCCCUACGGCAUGGCCACGGUGAUCCGCUCACCGCUGCGUACCUCGCUGGCCUCGCUGCGCAGCGAGCAGAGCAAUGGCAGCGUGCUCCACGACGCCGCAGCCGCCGCCGACAGCCCGGCCGGCACCCGCGGCGGUUUCGUGCUCAACUUCCACGCAGACGCUGAGCUAGCGGGCAAGAAGAAGGGCGGCCUCUUCCGGAGGGGCUCCCUUCUUGGAAGCAUGAAACUUCGCAAGUCCGAAUCCAAGUCUUCCAUCUCGAGCAAGCGCAGCUCUGUCCGCAGCGACGCGGCCAUGAGCAGAAUUAGUUCCAGCGAUGCCAACUCCACGAUCAGCUUUGGCGAUGUAGAUUGUGAUUUUUGCCCGGUGGAAGACCACGUGGACGCCACCACCACGGAAACCUACAUGGGCGAGUGGAAGAACGACAAGCGCAACGGCUUCGGCGUUAGCGAGCGCUCCAAUGGCAUGAAGUAUGAAGGGGAGUGGGCAAAUAACAAGAGGCAUGGAUAUGGCUGUACCGUGUUUCCUGACGGCUCCAAAGAAGAGGGAAAAUACAAAAAUAAUAUUCUGGUCCGUGGGAUAAGGAAGCAGCUUAUACCAAUAAGACAUACAAAAACUAGGGAGAAGGUGGACAGAGCAAUUGAAGGCGCCCAAAGGGCAGCUGCCAUGGCCAGAACCAAAGUGGAAAUAGCAAAUUCAAGGACUGCACACGCCAGAGCGAAGGCCGAUGCCGCCGACCAGGCCGCGCUGGCCGCUCGCCAGGAGUGCGACAUCGCGAGAGCUGUGGCCAGGGAGCUGUCACCUGAUUUCUACCAACCAGGCCCUGAUUACGUCAAACAGAGAUUUCAGGAAGGUGUAGAUGCUAAAGAAAAUCCAGAAGAAAAGGUACCAGAAAAGCUACCUACACCAAAGGAGUCUCCUCAUUUUUAUCGCAAAGGCACGACACCCCCAAGAUCUCCUGAGGCAAGUCCCAAACACAGUCACUCUCCUGCUUCCUCCCCAAAGCCCCUGAAGAAGCAAAACCCCAGCUCAGGGGCGAGACUCAACCAAGACAAAAGGAGUGUGGCUGAUGAGCAGGUGACGGCCAUUGUCAAUAAGCCCUUGAUGUCAAAGGCUCCCACGAAGGAGGCAGGAGCGGUUGUGCCCCAGUCCAAGUACUCUGGCCGCCACCACAUCCCCAACCCCAGUAACGGGGAGCUGCAUUCUCAGUAUCACGGCUACUACGUGAAGCUGAACGCCCCCCAGCACCCUCCAGUAGACGUGGAGGACGGCGAUGGAUCCAGCCAGUCUUCCUCAGCACUGGUGCACAAGCCAUCCGCUAACAAGUGGAGUCCCUCCAAAUCUGUGACAAAACCAGUUGCCAAAGAAAGCAAAGCUGAGCCAAAAGCUAAGAAGUCUGAACUUGCUAUACCAAAGAAUCCAGCAAGCAACGAUUCAUGCCCUGCUUUGGAAAAAGAAGCCAAUUCAGGCCCUAAUUCAAUCAUGAUUGUCCUUGUCAUGCUGUUGAAUAUCGGGUUGGCCAUUCUUUUUGUUCACUUUCUAACUUGAUUGGAAUUAGGAAAGUGAAGUCCUGACAACUAGUGGUGUGUUAGCCCACAGUUCUCUGCAGUGGUGCCGUCAGCCCUUUAAAUGGCCCACCCCAGGCAGACUCAGACACAGGGAAGGAGGCUUGGAAUUAGGAUGGGAUCGCGAGAGAGAUGAAACUUGGAAAAUUCAGCCAGAGGACCUGUUCGGUUCCCCUGGGAGUGCUUUGUGGCUUUGGGGUCCUCUGGGAGCUGAAGCACACGGCCAUGUCGGAGAGCAAAACUUAAUAAUAAUUCUUUUUUAAAAUCUGCUGAAGCAGCCCCAUCCGGCGAAGUUCUUGGCAUUGGCUACUCCAUCUGUCCUAGCAGAGUGUGACUAAACUGGAAAUGUAUGGAGCUGCAUUUUUUUUUUUUUUUGAUGGAAGUCAACAGCUGCCUUACUAUUUUACCAUCUGACGUUUUUAGUAGGGAGCUGGGGAAACGACUGCCCGAGGAAUGCGGUCGGAGGAUUGUGUUGCUGUGGACGUGGUUCCAACAUUCACUCCUAUCUCAUUAGAAGAAAUAGGUAGCAGCAUCACUCACCAGUCUUAUGCCAUGACCUGCUGCUUUAACAUCUCCUGGAAUGUUCUGGGAGAGAACGUUUCGUUUGCUUGUGCACGACUCUGUUCAUUUUUGCUGUUUAUUUAAAUAUGAUGUAUAGUCAUCUACCACCUGCGGUCCUGGCCGGACGAAACACACGUGUUGCAUCUCAAGGAAAAGAAACAACAAAAUGCUAGUGAAAAUGUGCUUAUUUUGAUAGCAAUAUACCAUCUUUUAUGUCAUUUAUUCUUCCUAUACUUGUAAAAGGUUAUUUAUCUUUAAAAUUUAGCAAUUUGAAGACACUAUGCCUUCCUAAGAACUAAUUUAAUUUUAAAUAUUUUUAACAUUACUGAGGUGAAUUAUUUAUGCACUUAGGAAGUGCUAAAUUUUAAAAGCUGAAACACAACAGAAUUCUAAGAAGUAUAGUCCAAACGUUGCAUGGAUUGCAGUAAUCAGUGUUUAAAGGAUUCAGUUUCUUUGCUGACGUACUUUACAACCAAAUAAAAUCUUGUCGGUGGCUGUGUUAAUUCCCAUGAAAGUUAAGCAAGAUGCUAUUAAUAAACUGCUCUGCUCUUUCUUGUUUUCUUUUUCCAACUUGAAUUUCUGUUGAAUACAUUCAGGUAGAACAUAAAGCCUUGUUCAAUCACUGCCUCUCAGUUUUCUGCCUUUCCUGUUUUUCAAAGUCCUUUUGUAAUUUCAUUUCACAUUUUAAAGGCUUAGACAUUUUUAUUUUAAAUAUAUGUCUUUUACAGUCUUUUGUCAUUCUGACAUUUCUGGAUUUUUGCUGUUUUAUAAUUUACCCUUUAUUAUUCAGAAGCAUGCUUACUUAGAGAAACUAAAUGGUCUUUAUAAAAGUAAUUACUUAAAAAGAAAUCAGGGGAAGAAAGAUAUCUAUCUAAUCUAUUAAAUCUUUAUAAAACAUUACAUUGCAGAGGGGGAGCUACUCCUAAAUAUUUUCAUGAUUUGCAUGGUUUAAUCAGGUUUUUGGUUUUUUUUUUUUACCAUAUUAGCUACCUUUUCAAUGCAGAAGAGACAGUUCACACAAUUCCCUGGUUAGCACAGAUGUGGACUGAGUGCUUUGUCACCUGCAGGGUAGUAACCCAGUGAUGUUUCUUACAGAAGCACAAUAUGUUGAAAAUCCUGGGUGUGACCAAUAUGGAAUAAAGAAGAAGGCAGAAAGAGAGCAAAUAAAAAAUUUCAACUUGUAUAUUCAUUUUUUACAUUUUGCUUUGACUUUUAAAUUUAGGAAGUCCGUUUUUACCUGAGAACAAAUGUUUAAAGUUCCUGCGUCACUCUCAGUACUCUCACUGCCCCUCCCAAACCCAUAGCUCCUUACGCUGGGAAAGCUGGUUUUUUAAAAAAAAAUAAUAAAAUAUUUAAUCUUAUUAAGUGUUUAUUUAAAAUGCGUAAUGCUUUGGAAAUAAUGGGUAACAGAUAGCGAGAGGAUAUGUUUAUAAAGUGAGCAUGUUGGUCCCAUUUAUAAAUAUAUGUAUGAUUUAUAAGCUUUUUUAAAACAAAGCUCAAAUUGUUGGUAUUUUUCUAAAAUGUGCACAGCUGUAUUUUACAUGAAGGCUCUUUCUAAUGGGUUGUUAUACUGUACUCAACAUUUUGGACAGCACAUGAAGUCUGCCAAUGUACUUAAUAAAACAUGACUUUGUUUAUUUAAAGUUUCUUGCUGUGAAAAAGAACUCCCUACCUGUGAGUUCCUUUAUUUAUAAUUCUUGAAACCAAAAUGUAUAAUGUACAGUUUUCACAACUGUAUCUGCUCUAAUAAAAAAAAGUUGGUUAUUAAUAAA